Bacillus rossius redtenbacheri is the source of this 1736-nucleotide messenger RNA. RefSeq names its product chromatin complexes subunit BAP18. The record is from RefSeq and is a predicted model, not a curated record. Gene Ontology annotation, cellular component: MLL1 complex; NURF complex. The transcript is spliced from 4 exons. The coding region runs from base 122 to 571 and encodes 149 amino acids. NCBI's taxonomy places the organism in Eukaryota, Metazoa, Arthropoda, Insecta, Phasmatodea, Bacillidae.
UUCGUCGCUUUGUGUUCAAAUGUGUACUUAUUUUUAAGUAUCAAGAAUUGCUUAGUUUUUUGUAAGAGUAUAUGAGCAAAUAUUUGAUAUAAGUAAAGUUUAUGUGUGAGAUCAAGUUGCAAUGAAUUCCGCUAGCAAGGUGGGGGAGAUAUUCACCGCGGCGGGGGAAGCGUUCUCCAACCUCGGAGCACUGACCAUGCAGCUGCACCCCACGGCAGAGUCCCCCGCCGGUAAAUGGACUGAUGAAGAAAUUGAGUCGCUUCGUCAGUCGGUGAAUAGGUUCGGAGAUGAUCUUAAGAAUUUAAGUGAACGCAUCAAAGCAAGAACAGUGUCGCAGAUCCGCACCACCUUGAAGAAGAAGGCGUUCGAGGACGCGGGCGUGCCGAUGCGCUCGCCGCCGGCGCUGCAGUCCCCCCCCGCCGCCGCGCCGGCCCAGCCCCCGGGCGCGCUGGUCAAGUCGGGAGACGUGAUGCUCGGCAUGAGCGCUGCCGAGUCGGAGGUGGACGUGGAGGGCCUGGCCGAGGAGGUCAAGCUGGAGUUCGACGGGGCCACGGAGGAGGUGACCUCGUGAGCCGGGCGCCGCCCCGCUCCUCGGACCGGCCGUCGUCAGGUCCCCGGCUUCCCGCACGAGCCCCGUCACAGUCGGAAAAAUCCCACAGAAUGCCGAGAUAUUCCUUCUCUUCCCCCGCUUGUUGGGGAACACUCGAAUGAAUCGGCGCGUGCUUAAAAAAAUGUCCCUCGGUCCGAGCAACCAAACUUCUGAUAAAACAUAAAACAAAUAAAUCUGUCUCUCAAAGGGCCCCCGCCUCGUCAGGUGUGUGUGUGUGUGCGUCAGUGAGGCGGGAUGAUAAGCGCGACGCUCACUGGUGCUUCUAGCGCGGUGUCUCCUCUGGACUGGCGCGCAGUCUUCUCCCAGUGCAUAUGAGCGGAGACCGUAACAUUAUAUGGCGGAGAAAUGAAGAUGAAGGUGUUAUGCAAGUCCCUUAAGUGCUCUCAAGAAUCUGUACCGGUGUUUUUACGCCUAAAUUUACUCAGAAAACACUCGUUUUAGCCAUUUUUACGCUUCUGAAAAUACAGUUUGAAAACUUAUUCCGAAAUUAAUAGUACUUUUCGGCCCUCAGCGAACUCUUGAAUGCUAUUCGUAAAUAGGCCCCACUCGGAUAUCUUGAGUAGUUUUGAAAUCACUUUUUUUUUUUCCUGAAGCUCUGCACACCGUAUGUGUGCCCAGGUAGGCGGGGCCCUUAAGCAAACCUUUUGGCGAUAGUUAAGAAUUUCCCCUAGCUGAUAUCAGCUAUCCCUUUUAGCAUGGAUAGUUGAAGCUGUCCUUUUAACUUGCGAUUUGCAUGCUUUAACUCACCUUGCCAUUUUUUUUUGUGCCCGAGGUCCUUUGAGCGUGUGCCGAUUCAAAAAGUAUGUUCUGCGAGUGUUUGAAAAUAGUGAAUAUUUUGUUGCCGAUAGAUAACAGCAAGUGGGACUCGUAAUGAAGAAUGAAGCCAAAGGAUUUAAUGAGAAAUUAUCAAAUUAUGAUUUGUUUUCUGCAACAUAUAACAUACGUGGUUUAUAUAUUAAGCAAUCUGUUAUUGUUUUUCAUAUAUUUCUGGUUUUUUUUUUUUUUUUUACUGUAUUUUGCAUCAAUUAUGACUCCUACGAACUGUGAAAAACAUAUUUUCUCUAUAUGUUUAAAUUUUUGUCAAAAAAAAUAUUGAUAUGAUGAAUAAAUAAUUUUAUGUUCAUAA